Molecule: messenger RNA, 914 nt
Organism: Teleopsis dalmanni
Lineage: Eukaryota; Metazoa; Arthropoda; Insecta; Diptera; Diopsidae
Exons: 3
Coding region: 193-765 (190 amino acids)
Source: RefSeq, a predicted model, not a curated record
UCUUUACAAUCAGUUCCAAAUUUUGUUGUGAAAAUAAACGUCAAAAGUAAAACUUUAUUAUAAUUGCUUUACAGUAGACUUGACUUGCAUUUAAGUACCUGUUCUAGAAAUCUUCCAGACGAUGAGGGCUGAUUGAGCACCUAUUGCGUUUUUAUUUGGUUAAUUUGGUUUAAGACUACAUAAGUUUUUAAAAUGCCUUUCCCACGUACUGGUCGUACUGAUCAUAUUGGUCGUACUGAUCGUACUGGUCGUACUGAUCGUAUUGGUCGUAAUGGUCGUAAUGGAUCUAAUGAAAAUUUGGAAGGUUUCUCUCUCUUGACUUCAGCCCGAGCUCAACUAAACCAAUACAGAAACGUAGUAGAAAGUAACAUUACUGAUCAUUAUGGCUGUGAUCGCAAAUCUAUUGGUUAUGAAAAUGGUGUGGAUGAUGCUCCUGAGCAUGACUGGUUUAAGCUUGAAGCAGAGGAAAACGAGAAGUUGCUUGACCGUGCAUAUUUUAUUAAGUUUAUAACUAACACUGAUACCCCAAAAAAAGGCACUGAGAAAGAUGGUGCCAAUGAUGUGUUCACUGGGCGGAUGAAUAGAAGAGCGGAUGAAGAAUGUGAAAGGAACUAUGCAGAGACAGUAGGUGCAGUCAGUAAUGAAACUGAUUCUACCGUUUCAACUGAAUAUUAUUUGGGAUCUUCAUGUGAUGACGAAAAUGAGACUAUUUUAUCAGCUGAAACAACUAGCAAAAAUAACCAGACUGAUUCAACAGAGCAUUAGAUCUGAUUGUUUUAAAAAUUGGAGGUUAAAUUUUUUUCUAUAUACUGGCUUAUUCAAUUUUUCACAAUAAAAAUUUUACGAUAAAUUUAUAUGUCUUAAAGGCAUCUGUGAAUAAAUAUAUAUAUUUAAAGAUGAUAUGCUCCAUGCAA